AUGGCAAGCAAUCAAAAUAGUACUAUAAAGAAACAAUUAUCCAUAUCAUCAUCUUCAAUGAAGAUGGAUACCGUUAGAAAUCGAGUUAAUGAUCAAUUAGAUAUUGCAGAUGAUGGUUUAGAUUCUUUAUCGAGGAAUAAUAAUGAUCCAGACAACAGAAGACCAUUUUCUUUUUCAAAUAUUUUAACCAAAAAAAAUAGAAAUUCAAAUGCAAGUAUCUUAUCUUCACAUAAUAAUGAUAAUGUUAAUUUUGUAAUGGAUCUAAGUGAUAAUUUAUUACAUGAAUGCAGAAAAUUACAAUCAGAAAUUGAAAGAAAGUCUAAAAAAUUAAAAAGGUUGGAUGAAGAUAAUAAAACUUUAACUAAAAAUUAUGAAAUAUUGAAUUCAAAAUUUAACACUACACAGAAAGAUUAUGAAUCAUUGAAAACAAAUAAUUGGGAAUUAGAAUCGAAUUAUGUUAACGUAUCAAAUGAAUUAAACCAAUUGAAAGAUCAUUUCCAAAAGCAAAAGAAAGAAUUAAAUAAGAAUAAAUCAUUAGCAGAGGAAACUAAUGUUAAAAAUGAAGCAUUAUACUUAGAAAAGAUAGGUUUGGAAAAUAAAAUAAAUUCCGAUACUAAAAAAUAUCAGUCAGAAAUAAAUAACUAUAAAGACCGUAUUAAUGAAGUAAAUGAUAUAAAUAAUGAUUUGAAUACAAAGGUAUCUGAGCUACAGCACACAAUAAAGGUAUUGACUGUCGAUAUUGAGAAAAAUACUAUUAGAACUAGAGAAUCGCCAGUAGUUGCAGAAAGUAUCCAUAUGGAUAAUAAUCUUAUGCCAAUAAGCGUGUUCAAUGAAGAAGAACAGAUAUCUGAGGAUAAGCGAAAUUUUGAUAGUGAAUUUUCUAAAGAUUUACAAUAUCAAACAUUGAAAUCAAAUUUAACACAUGCACAUCAAAUGAUAGCGAAAUUGAAGAAACAAAUUGUAAUAUUGAAAUCAAAUAAAUCAAUUGAAGCCAUAAAUAAUGAAGAUUAUGAUGAUAGUGAUGAUGAUGGUGAAAAAGAGUUAUCUUCUUCGAAUUUAAUAAGAAACAAAGGGAUGGAAGAUAAAAUAGUAGAUGAAGCUCAUAUUAAAUACACUGAUGAUACCCCGAUGAAUAUUGAUAAUAUGGAAUUGAUUAAUUUUAAAAACAACGAAUACGAAGUAGAACUCACCAUGAUGGAAGUUCAACAAUAUGCUAGAAAGAAUGAUUGUAUGAUAUUGACAAAUACAGAAUAUUCAGCACUGAUGAAAAAAAUUGAUGAAAGAUCAAAUAUGAAGGCAUUCGAAGCGAGUCCCUCUAGCGACAAGAUUUACAUUGAUAAAAUUGAGUUAGAGAACUCCUACCUUGAUAUUAGGAAUAUUAAUGUUGAGAAAAUUAUUGAACUAGCUAAUGAAAAUAACUUAGCAGUGCUAAAAACAGAGGAUAUGGAUAACUUAAAAGAAAAGAUUGAUAAACCAAGUCAAGACUAUCUGAUUGAAAAAGCUAAUGAAAAUAACCUAGUAGUCUUAAACCAAAAAGAUUAUGAAUUACUAGUUGAUAAAGUUAACAGUCCACCGCUGGAGUAUAUUGCAAAUGCUGCUAAAGUACAUGGAUACAUCUUAAUUAAUUCUGAGAAUGUUUCUAAAUCAUCUACAUUAUCACAAAAUAAUGGGGAACUCUCGUUGAAUACUGAUUCGAUUCUAAUUAGUAGAUCUGAUUACCAAGAUAUGUUAAAUGAUUUAAACAAAAAUUUGAGCAAAGAAGAAGUAAUUAGCUUAUGCUCCAAAUACAAUAUAGUUCCCUUACCGGAGAAGAAAUAUGACGAGUUAACAAAAGGACCUAAUAAAGAGACAAUGUCAGAGUUUGCAAAUCUGUAUGGUUAUAUUGCUUUGCCUAGAGAGGAUUAUGAUGUAUUAAAAUCGAGUGCAGAAUAUCCGUCAAAUGAUGUUCUUGAAAAGACUGCUAAAGCUAGAGGGCUAUCUUUAGUGAAAUUCUCCGACUAUGAAGUUCUUCUAAACAAAACUAACAAUCCUAGUAAGAAAGAUGUUGAAGCUUACGCCGAAAAGCUAGGAUUAAAUGUUCUGACAAGUGAAGAUUAUGGAGCUCUUGUUAAUAAAUUUAAUGAUAGAUCAGUUGUGGAAACUGUAUCUCCUUCUUCGAAAGUAUUGGCAAACAAGCAAUUUUUUGAGAAAGUUAUUCGUGAAGAGAAUUCAAGUCAAGAAAAGAUAUUGAAGUCCACAAAAAAGAUGGGUUUUGUCACAUUAUCUUCAGAGGAAUAUUCAAACUUGAAAAAGAAUCAAAAGGAUCAUAUAAUGACUAAGACAGAUAUCUAUAAUGGUGCAAAGGAUUACGAUUUGACUGUAUUGCCAACAGAUGAAUAUAAAAGUUUAUUAAAAAGAAAAAAUACAAUGAAUAGUAUAUCCUUUGAUGAUAUUAAGGAAUAUGCAGCAAACUUUGAUAUGAAAUUAACUCCUCUUGGUGUUCAAGAGUUUGAAUCACCACGAAAACUUAAUCUCAAUAAUCCAGAGUCAGGAAGAGGUGCUUCUUUGGUGUUUAAUAGCUUAAAUAAUUCUGCAUUAUCAGUCAAUUCUACAUCAACAGAGCACUCACUGUAUUACGAUGCAAAUGAGAGUUUGGCGAAAUCAUCACAGUCAUUAACUAGUCGUGAUGGCAUUCCAUAUAAGAAUGUUGGUAGAUUAUUAAGUAAAUCUAGCUUGCUUGAUUUUAGCCAGAUUCCGACAAAAACAAAGCUUGUUAAUAUGAUUAAUAAUGUCGAGGACCAUGAUAAUAAAAGCAUAGAUGACACUAUAUCUCUAUCUGAUGUAUCUACAAUUCAUACUAUAGCUUCUAAAGAUGAUCAGGAUACAGAAGGUCUUUGUUUUGACGUUUUAAAUCACCAUGCGAAGUCAUUGGGAUAUAAACUAGUACCCAUUACUAGAAGUGGUGUUGAAGAAGGGGUAGUACGUACAAUUGGUAUUGAUGAUGGUUUGAACUUUGCCUCCGACAUUGGAAUUAAUCAAGGUAAACAUUUGUUCAACGAUAAUGAAGACAGUGAUGAAUCUAAUUUUGGAGCAUUACAAGAAGGACUAAUGGAUGAGAGUCAGUUGGAUUCUAAUCAAUCAUCUAAUGAUAAACUUCUGAAAAAUGUCUCUAUUUCACAAGAAGAGUUUGCUGAAUAUUUGAUGCUUAAAACAAAAUAUCAACAAAAUAAACAGUCUGACGUUGCAAAUUCAGAUUAUUACAACUCUGAAAUUAACUCUUCUCCUUCAAUUAAUGAUUACAAAAGACCUAAAGAGGAAAAUAACAAAGAUCUUUAUGAUUUUGAAACAUUACAAAAGUACUCAAGCGAAAUUGGUAUGAAACUUAUCUCAGCAGAUGACUACGAACUUAAUAUACAGAAAAUUGGAGAGUUAGAAAAGGAGAUUGAGACCAAAAAUUCUGAUCUACUAGAAUUUGAGAAUAUAUCUAAAAGUAUGAACCAAAUAAAGGUAGAAAAUGAAACUUUAAAGAGUGAUCUUGAAAAACUUCAAUUAGAACGUGAAGCUCUUAAUGAAGAUAAUAAAAGGAAAAUAGAGGAAGUUGAAUUAUUAACCAUUACACUAAGAUCUUUAGAAACUGAGAAGAACGAAUUAGAAAAUACAGUGAAUGAAGCCAUAAGUUUAACUCAGGAUAAGGAAAAUGAAAACCAAACAACAAUGAAUGAAAAUCUGGAGUUAAUACACAAAUAUGAAACACUGCAAACAGAAUAUGAUAACCUAAAAUGUGAAGUUGAUGUGAAUUCAGAAAAUAGACAUCCAGAACAAAAUGAUAAUAUUGAUCUUGAUAAGAUUCGGUAUAUGGCCGAUGAUUUAGGUAUUGUAGUUUUAAGUAAAGAUGAUUAUGCUGAGUUAAUUAACACGAGUAUUCAAGGUGAUUUUAUAAAUCCUCAUUCAACCAUUGAAAAAUCUUCUGAAAGUAGAGAACCUAAUAUUCUGAGCGAAGAUGAGAUUAGAAAUCACUGCUCUAAGUUAGGACUUGUUGUGAUGGAUCUAUCUGAAUACAAGAAAUUAUCAGAAGGAGAUCAAAAAAGCUCAUCUAACUUUAAUCAUCUAAUCUCGUCAACCUUGCCAAUACCAAUUCCUAUUCCAAACUUGGUUGCAAAUUCCAACAUUGCCACUUCAAUUCCCAAUGUUGGUGAAAUAAGUGAGAACCACUUACUUGAAAAUGAUAAUAAAUCUAUCCAAAAGGAUCUAGGAGAUGAUUUCACUGAUGUUAAUGAGAUUUCUGAGCUCAAGCAAACUCAAAAAGAGAGUCAAGAAAUUAAAAAAGAUUGGUCUCCUCUUAAAGAAGAGAUUAUUUAUUAUGCUCAUGAACAUGGUUUAGAAGUCAUAAACAAUGACGAUUACAUGCGCUUAGUUCAGUUAGAAAGGGAUAGUAACAUUCUUGAUAUGAAUGAAGAAACUCUUUCCAAAAAAGCUGCUGAAAUGAAUUUUAUUCUAGUUAAUAUUGAGAAAUUUAAGUCUAUAGAGGCAGAACUAAACAAUCCUUCUAUAAGUAAAGAGUUAUUAUAUUUGGAGGCAGAGAAGCAAGAUUUGGUCGUGUUAGAAAGAAAAAAAUAUCUAGAAAUGAAUGCAAAUAUUAGUGAUAUAAGUUACUUGAGAGAUGAGGAAGAGGGAAAUAGUUUUGCUGAAGAUGACACUCAAUAUAUCAGUGAAGAAAUUAGUCAAAUAAAACAAAAAGCUAGCAGUUUUGGUUAUAUAUGUGUACCUGGAAGCUCCUUUGUUCCUACCACUUCUUCUAAAACUCCAGAUUCUGAAGAUACUGUUCUGUUACCUUCUUCAUACUACCAGAAAUUGUUAAUAUCAAACAAUGCUUCUCUUAGAAACUUCACAAUAAAUGAGCUUCAAGCGGAGCUGAAAAAACGAGGUCAAGAUUCAACACAUGUUUUAGGCAACCCUACUGAAUUUGCUCCACCACCUCCUAUUGGAGGACAAAUAACUUUCCCAUCUUCUGGAAACUCUUCUAAUGGACAUGCGAACAAUAUGCAGUCAAGCAAUUCAUACUCUCAUUCUAGAAGCUCUACUAUGUCCAACGCUAAUAGUAUGAGAGCUUUUUCGAUUGCAGGUGGUGUGUCACUUGUUACAGUGGCUUCUUUUACUGAACCAAGCAUUAUUCCUGCAGUUACACAAACUGUUAUCGGUGAAUAUUUGUUUAAAUAUUAUCGUCGUUUAGGACACUUAGGUUUUGAAUCUAGGCAUGAAAAAUAUUUCUGGGUUCACCCAUAUACCUUGACGUUAUAUUGGUCAAGUACAAAUCCUGUAAUGGAUAAUGUUACUUCCAGAAAGACAAAAGGAGUUGCAAUAUUAGGUGUUGAAAGUAUUAACGACACAAAUCCAUAUCCAGUAGGCUUGUACCAUAAAAGCAUUAUUGUUAAAACUGAAGGUCGUUCUAUCAAAAUUACUUGUCCAACUCGACAAAGACAUAACGUUUGGUAUAAUUCUUUAAGAUAUUUAUUACAAAGGAAUUUAGAAGGUAUUGAUUUAAAUGAUGUAGCAGACGACCCAACUGAUAAUAUCCAUCCAGGUAACCUGUACCAUUUGUCCAACUCUUUUAAAAACCCAAAAAGUCCUCAGUCAGAGAAAACAAGAAAGAUAUCCAAAAAACUCUCGUCAAUAAAUCUUGACCCUAAUAGAGCUAGAUUACCUAACACUUCAUCGCCACUAUUAAAAAAUACUGGUUUUAAUUACCCUAAAUGA
Tetrapisispora phaffii CBS 4417 is the source of this 5733-nucleotide messenger RNA. It is a transcript of the gene NUM1, whose product is annotated as Num1p. Gene Ontology annotation, cellular component: cell cortex; mitochondrion. The transcript has a single exon. The coding region runs from base 1 to 5733 and encodes 1910 amino acids. NCBI's taxonomy places the organism in Eukaryota, Fungi, Ascomycota, Saccharomycetes, Saccharomycetales, Saccharomycetaceae. Gene Ontology annotation, molecular function: phospholipid binding; tubulin binding. Gene Ontology annotation, biological process: microtubule cytoskeleton organization; establishment of mitochondrion localization; maintenance of protein location in cell cortex. The record is from RefSeq and is a predicted model, not a curated record.